This is a messenger RNA of Ostrea edulis (European flat oyster), 1165 nucleotides long. RefSeq lists its product as uncharacterized. The record is from RefSeq and is a predicted model, not a curated record. The coding region runs from base 470 to 1165 and encodes 231 amino acids. NCBI's taxonomy places the organism in Eukaryota, Metazoa, Mollusca, Bivalvia, Ostreida, Ostreidae. The transcript has 4 exons.
UUAGUGGAUGUACUGUCAUCUGUUUUGUAGAAAUUUACUCCGUAUGAAAGAUGCUAUUCAUGUAGAUUGACAGGAAACAGACUGGGAUAUUUAUCAUGUAGCAUUGUACAUGUGUGUAAGAAUUUAUGUACGAGAUCCAUUCCACAUCUACCGAGCAACAAACGCAGAGAAUAUAAAGGAGAAAAAGUGUACUCAUUUCCUACUUCAUUUUUUUGUUUACAAUAUAAUGCAACACAGAAGAAUGUGUAGAUCUAUUGACUUUAGUAGAGAUUUACGGACUCCUGUUUACUCGGCUGAUAUUUAUGACAUUAAUUUAGGUCCUCGCGGGAAAUUCACCCCAAAAUCCCCAGAGAUAGCGAACAACAGGGAAGUGCUCCUAUGAACAAACUGAAUUCUGUGAAAUAAGAUGUAUUCCAUUUUAUUUUUGUUUAUCAGCCUCGGUAUUAGUAAGUAGACUUUGAAUUCUUUAAUGAAAAUUAAUAAAAUUCUUGUCACCGGACCCUCUAAAUCACAGUUUAUCGGAGACGGCGUUAUUUGUAAUCUAGGUGAUUGUCAGGGAUGGGUCGUGUCUGAGAACAAGAUGAACUGGCAUGACGCCGUGGGAUUCUGUCAAGUGAGAAAUGGUACCCUCAUCCAACACCCCACCGCUGAACUGUCAGACAAUGUCACAGAUUACUGGACGGCCAAACAACAGAGGAUGUCACCAUGGAUUCACAGUAUAGGCUGUUUUAAUGAGACCGUGAUCCAGCCAUUGUUGAAUAGUCCUGUCACGUGCCGGUCCCCGUCCGUGGUUCACUGUCAGCAGCGAUGUUCCGGAUUCCCGUUCUUUGGACUUCAGGUAUACAAUGAUUCAAGGUGUGUGUGCCUAAAUGAGUUCCCCAUCACGACAAACGCCAUUGAUUCCAGUCUAUGCAGUAUGUCUUGCAGUGAAUCACCUAAUGUCGUUCUCAGGGACUGCGGCGGCCCCAAAACGUACAAUAUUUAUAAACCAGGAGAUCUUGCCCUUCAUAAUGAGGGAACUGACAACAAAACAUGCUUGGCUAUUGCAUGUGGGAACGAUGACGUUCAACCUCUGAGUUGCUCUGGAACACCAAACAUUCGAUGUCGGUGUACUGGUAUUGGUAAGCUAACUCGCUUCAUAAAGUAUGCCGGCGUGAAACGGUGA